CUUUGUUGUGAAAAGUUUGAACCAGUAAACAUAAGUCGUCCCUGGAAAAGGUUUAUUUCAUUCCAAGAAAAAGGAACUUCUACUACCAAGCGCACGAAACCGAAAGCCUGGGCCAUAGUAACUUUCCAGCAGUUGGUACGUAUAAGCAUUAAGCCGUCUUCUAAAGGAGCUGAUGAGGCCUUCGUAAUCGGCUCUGCAGCAUUGCACCAGCUGCAGUCUUCAAUCGGAGACGAUCUUCUUAAGCGUGAGCCUGCUCGACAGGUUCCUCUCCAGAGGUUCUUUCAGAAGCGGAAGUCGCCUUCAGAUCCUCGGAAUCGCUUGCGCCACUCUGGCCACCAGGAUCGAAGAAAAUCAACCUCUCAACAGUAUUAGGAAUGAAGAGUUUCAGAUUGGGGACAAUUUGUACCGUCGGUGUGAAGUGGUGGCCAUGGAAUGGGUCAUUCUGGAUGUGCUGGAGUACGAAUGCUUCUCACCAACGACCUUGAACUUCUUGUGGUUUUACCUCAAGGCAGUAGAGGCCGAUGAAGAACUCGAAAGGCAUGCUAAGGUACUGGCCAUAAGCUCGCUCUCGCACCAUGAGCUGUUGUGCUUCUGGCCGUCGACCGUCGCUGCAGGCCUGGUUGUUCAGGCUUGCUCUGCCAAGGGACAACGCUCUGCAGCCGAGCGGAUUUUCGAGACUCAUGUACGAAGUAAAGAGGACUUGAACGACUUGGAGGAUUGCGUAAAGUUGAUAGGAUCACCGGACAAGCCAUUUCCCUGAAGGAGAAGCCCUCGGCUGCUCGUGUUUCCAUUUUGCUAUUUUGUUAAUUCUUCAGCACCAUAAAAUAAGCGGCUCCAGAAGGGGUAGUUUUUUUUUUUUUCUUACCAGCUUUUGGAGCCACAGUAAAUUGGGGCGGUGGUGCCGUAGAUUUCAUUUUCCAGGGAAAUAACGACCCCCAUUUUUGGUAGGUCAGUCAUCCUCAGUAUGCAUUUUGGACCCAACAAUGUCCGAACAUGUCAAUGAAAUUUCUUGACAUUUGAAUAACAGAAGAUACCGAUUCAUCGGUUCAAAAAUUUUUGCUUCUGGGAUAUCGCAGAAAAGAAAUGUGGACAUGCAAGUGAGCAGUGUCCUGUAAUCUGCUAGACUGUUUUGGA
Nymphaea colorata (pocket water lily) is the source of this 1134-nucleotide messenger RNA. RefSeq names its product cyclin-SDS. NCBI's taxonomy places the organism in Eukaryota, Viridiplantae, Streptophyta, Magnoliopsida, Nymphaeales, Nymphaeaceae. Bases 428 to 760 code for a protein of 110 amino acids. The record is from RefSeq and is a predicted model, not a curated record. The transcript has 5 exons.